Dalotia coriaria is the source of this 8321-nucleotide messenger RNA. Its product is annotated as adenylate cyclase rutabaga. Gene Ontology annotation, molecular function: adenylate cyclase activity. NCBI's taxonomy places the organism in Eukaryota, Metazoa, Arthropoda, Insecta, Coleoptera, Staphylinidae. Gene Ontology annotation, biological process: cAMP biosynthetic process; adenylate cyclase-activating G protein-coupled receptor signaling pathway; intracellular signal transduction. The record is from RefSeq and is a predicted model, not a curated record. Gene Ontology annotation, cellular component: plasma membrane. The coding region runs from base 871 to 6984 and encodes 2037 amino acids. The transcript has 22 exons.
ACUACUCACCACCAAACCAUUCCGAACCGGCGCGGAGCGGAACGGAUCGUCAGCGGCGCCGCUGCUGUCUAUUUUGUUAUUGUUCGCGCGUGUGUACGUCUCGCGCGACGUCUCUUGCGCGCUUCCUCGAUCAAGCGCAAAAAAACCGCAGAAUAAACGCCGCCGCAAUUCGCCGCGAUUUAUCAAUCGAAAACGCUUCACUUUGACUUGCAGCGUUCGGGGUGCAUCGGUGGCGCGUCGACGGAACGGGGUGGGAAAGCGCCACACCGUCGCAACAAACAAGUGCAGCGCUUCGAGUAAGGUGCACCGAACGGACCAUUUUGCCGAUCGGUGACUCAAGUCCCACACAAGGAACCACCGCACAAGUGGGAACAGAGGAAAGAACGCGCGCCGACGAAAAAAAACAUCUACGAGGUUACAUUCAAGUCGGGAUUGUGCGAGAAGGAACGGCAGUGCGCGCGUUGCAGUGCAGUGCCCUUUGUGGCCUUUUAUGGCCUUACUGUGAUUACAUUCUGUCGGGGAGAAAAGUCUAGUUUUAUGGAGCUUUCUAUGCGUGGAACGUGGAACUAAAACUGGAAGCGCAGACCGGAAGUAGACAAGAAACAUAUAAACAAAGUGCAAGUGCAGAAACGGAAGUAAUUGACAAAAAAUCUACCGAAAAAAAUUGACAAAUUAACCGAAAAAAAGCGACGUGGAACUUUUCGGGGGAUUAUCUACUAACGCCGGGGAAUAAAAGGGAUAAUUACGAUGAGCGCACGUUUCCAACUCUACAGAGAACCGGAAUAAACGUUUUUAAUGCAUUGGAUUAAGGAUGGCACGCCGUAGAAAACAAAAACACAAAUUUUAAUAUCGGCUAGGAUCAAUUAUAUCAUGGAUCACAGCGUCAAGGCGAUGACGUCGCCGCGUAUUAUCGCGCGCGUGCUCAACCCGCAUCGGUUUGAGAACGAUGAAUUGGAGUUGCUGUACCAGAGGUAUAUCUGCAAGCUGCAGCAUUCGUCAGUCGCUGCAGUUGUUGCCCUCUUCGUCAUUCUCACCGCCAUCUUGGCAAACCUUGGUUUGGUCUAUUCACAAGCAGCCACAGCCCAGGUUGUUUAUCAUGCUGCCCAUUGUAUACUCUUCGGAAUCCUGCUGGCGUUCCUACACACACGUCUCAUGCAGGAUGCGUAUCUGUUGUGGGUAUGCUACGCGGUGCUCUUCUUUCUCGCCACCUUCUGCGCCCUGGCACUACCGUUGUAUGGAGGUGGUGCGGUGGCACACGUUGCUGCCGAGGGUGUGUGGCAGGUGGUGUUUGUCGUCUUCCUAGCGUAUGCGAUGAUGCCGUUGAAGGCGUGGGUCGCCGCCCUCUUCGGCCUUCUGCUCAGCUCGGCCCACAUCGUCGUCUCGGUGCUCUUCGCCAAGGAUUUUCCACACCUGCUUUGGCAACAGUUAAUUGCGAAUGUCAUCGUCUUCAUGUGUGUGAACGUAGUGGGCAUCUUCAUGCACAAUAUGAUGGAGCACGCUCAACGUAAAGCCUUCCUGGACACGAGAAAUUGUAUCGCUGCUCGACUGGAAAUGGAGGAUGAAAAUGAAAAACUUGAACGACUUUUAUUGUCAGUCCUGCCGCAACACGUUGCAAUGGAGAUGAAGAACGAUAUCAUCUCACCUGUCGAAGGACAAUUCCACAAGAUUUACAUCCAGAAGCACGAAAAUGUUAGUAUACUUUUCGCUGACAUCGUUGGAUUCACCGUUCUUGCAUCUCAGUGCACAGCCCAGGAGUUAGUUCGGUUGUUGAAUGAACUUUUUGGAAGGUUUGAUCAAUUAGCCAAUGAUAAUCAUUGCCUACGUAUAAAAAUCCUUGGGGAUUGUUAUUAUUGCGUAUCUGGUCUACCAGAACCACGGUCAGACCAUGCCCAUUGUACUGUCGAAAUGGGUUUGGAUAUGAUUGACGCCAUUGCCAGUGUGGUGGAAGCCACUGACGUGCAACUCAACAUGCGGGUUGGGAUUCAUUCAGGGCGAGUGUUGUGCGGUGUCCUUGGUCUUAGGAAAUGGCAGUACGACGUGUGGUCGAAUGAUGUCACUCUAGCUAAUAAUAUGGAAGCAGGUGGAGAACCAGGGCGUGUACAUAUAACACAAGCCACUUUGGACUAUCUGGGUGGAGAAUAUGAAGUGGAAGCGGGACUUGGUUCCAGCAGGAAUCAAUACUUGCGGGAUCAUUGCGUGACUACGUACUUCAUCGUGCCACCAGCGCGCCGACGCAAGCCACUGUUGUUCAACACGCUGCAGGUCCGAUCGGCGCUCGGCGCUGCCCAGCGACGCAAGCUGAGCUUCAAGAACGUCUCCAAUGUGGUGGUCCAACUCCUACAUUCGAUCAAGUAUUCCAUGGAGGUGCCCUUCAGCAACAUGGCGCUGCAGCCGCAGGACAUGAAGAACGCCCAGGCACGCAAGGUGCUAGAUCUGCAGCGCGCGCUGCACGCUGAUCAUCCGCCGACAAGCGAAACGCCCGAGCCGGCCGAUUCCAAAGUAUGCGUCGUCAACAAUGCGGCCGGCGGGCCAGUUGUUGUCGUCGACACGGUAGCGGAAGUCGUUGACGGGUCGAAAAGACCGCCCACUGUUUCUACCACCCCGAUUCGCAUCGAGGACGUCACGCCGAAAGCAAGAACCGCACCGAAAAACAAAGUCACCGAGAAAUUCAAGCGGCCCUUCAAGAAGCGUCAUUCCAGUGUCUACCAUCAGCCAUCGAACCGUGUCAACAAGUAUCUAGCUCAGGCGAUAGAAGCGCGUAGCGUCGAUCGCGAAAAGUCUACACACGUCAAUUUGAUCACGUUGUGCUUCAAGGACAGUUCCAAAGAAAAUCAGUAUCACGACGACAUAGACGUCGGUUACAGUUCCUCCCUGGCGUGCGCGCUCGCAUUGUUGGUCCUUUUGGGAGCGCUGCAAGCGGUUGUUUUACCUCGGACCAUUAUUUUACUUCUUCUUUUCCUCACGGCUUUCGUGUGGAUAUCAGUGGUCUUGAUGCUUCUACUUGCAGUGCGCCUGCGUUGGAUACUCUGGGACAUUUCACAAAGUUUUGUCCUGAGACUUGCAAUAACUGUAUUUACGAUAGUUUUGAUUUAUACAGUCGCUCAAGUGAAUGUGUUUACGUGUCGAUCUGAUGUUCCUUGCUUAUCACCGGAAUCAACAACAAACGUCACUUUAGAUGGUGGUACUCUAGAACGCGACCAUCGCGCGUGUCCUCUUCCUCAAUAUAUAAUCCUAUCAUGCGCGUUAGGAUAUCUAGCAGUUGCUCUUUUCCUGCGAUUGCCUAUUCUUUUAAAAUCAUCACUCCUUGUGGUCAUGUCUACAGUCUACAUACUUCUGAUAGAACUAUCGCAUAUUGACUUAUUUAUGUGUUACGACCUUCGUGUAAAGUCUGUAAUACCCGCUCAUGUUUUGAGUGUGGUUGAAGUCCUCAUGUUCGUCCUUGCAGUUCUUUUGCAUGGGCGCCAGGUGGAAUGGACCGCUCGAUUGGACUUCCUUUGGCAGAUUCAAGCGAAUGAAGAAAAACGCGAAAUGGACGCACUGCAACACUCCAACAAGCGAAUACUCUUCAAUCUGCUACCAGCUCAUGUGGCCACCCAUUUUCUGGACAAUCAGUUCAGGAACAACAUGAAUACUCUAUCGCAGGAACUCUACCAUCAGAGUUACUCGCGCGUUGGUGUGGUGUUUGCUUCAAUCACCAACUAUCACGAGUUUUACACUGAGUUGGACGGUAAUAAUCAGGGUGUCGAGUGUUUGCGUCUACUCAACGAAAUCAUCGCUGAUUUCGAUGACUUAUUAAGUGAGGAGAGAUUUAAGUCAAUUGACAAGAUCAAAACGGUGGGAUCUACGUACAUGGCCGCCGUGGGGCUCAUGCCCGACCUUCGAAUCCUUGAUGACGAUGAAAGCACGGCGGGAUUACAUUUGAGCACUCUCGUUGAGUUUGUCUUCGCCAUGCGGGAUCGUUUACUCAAUAUUAACGAGAAUAGUUACAAUAAUUUUAUGCUGCGAGUUGGUAUAAACAUUGGUCCAGUUGUGGCUGGUGUAAUUGGUGCCAGGAAACCUCAAUAUGAUAUUUGGGGUAAUACUGUGAACGUUGCCAGUCGGAUGGACUCCACCGGCCUGCCCAAUCAUACACAGGUGACCGAGGAGGUUUACCAGGUGCUGAAAGCCUACCCGUAUGAGUUUCAAUGUCGUGGAAAAGUCAAAGUGAAGGGCAAAGGUGAUAUGACAACAUACUUCCUUAUCGACCGUAAACAACCAGGGACGAUGCGCGUUGAAGAACUCAACAACUUCCGUAACACGGCCGCGGGCGGCAAUAAUGGCGCUAUUGCUAUGAACAAUAUGUACGGUGGUGUGGCCACGCCGCUGGCACUUCUUCAUGGGGAUACACCCAGUGGACGUAAACACGCCGCCCCUUUGCAGAGUCGCAGCAGUUCGCGGGACGAUACGUUCGGAUUGCGGAAUGCAAUGCGCCUGCCACCGCUGCGUGAGACGAGCUGCCACCGCGGGGAGAUGAACAUCGGGUGCGAAAACGAACCCCUCUUGCCUCCACCUCCACCACCCAGCCACUCCAAACCUCGCCCUCCAAAACCCGCAGUCAGCGCGGUUGAAAACAUAUCAGCACCACCACCUCUGCCCCCGCACAAAGUUUUAUUGUACCCUGUCGGAUCGGCUGCCCAAACGGGUGUCGCCAAAGAUAUGAAGUACACCCCACCGUGGCCUCGUCCCCAAGUGGUACCCUCGCUGCAUGGUAACUACAGUAACCAUUCGGCUGCGCACGGAAAUAAUCCGUACGCCAGCCUUUCUUCAUCUUCCAUCGGUGAAAGAGAAACCAAACCGUACUUGAAGCCACUGCCAAAGCCACCAGGAAAGGAGUCCCCUAAUCGCCAUAGGCGAAAUCCCUCAGGUGGAAGUGGUAUACAAAUGACAUCGCAAGUUAUGCAACCUGUGCCCACAAGUAGUAAGUUGGGCGCAGUGGAUUUGAGCAGGUUCCAAGGGACUCCUCGUCCUAACAUAAGUCACUCUCCCUUAAGACAUUCGCCCUUACAUAGGCACUAUUCAGACGAAAGUCUUGGUGGCAUGGGCGGUGGUUACACGCCAACUGCACCGGCACGAAUUCAUAGUUCUGCGGACGAAAUUAGUUCGCUGAAUCAUUCGCCAAGCAUAAGCAGCAGCGACGAAAGUUAUAGUAGGACGACUGAUGCGGACGCCUCUCCAUGCGUAUCCCCUCCUCUGCCUGUUACUGACGCUCAACAAUUCAUUUUCCCGUCAGACAUCCAAGUGAAUCCUUGUUCUAGUCCAGAGACAUCACCUCGCGCCUCCAUGGACUAUAUCCCACCCAAUUGCUCCUUGCGUCAAAACUCAACUGACAGAAAGAGGAAUAAUCUUCCCCCCGGUGCUAUUUUGGCAUUGGCAAAUACUUGUAACACAAUGGAUUCCUCUGUCAUAACAAGCCCGCCAAUGUUAGACGGGGAAGACAGUUACCGUGGAGAGUCGUGUGCAAGUUUCGAAUUUCUGACGAAACCGAAAAAGCCGGUAUCGUUAUCGCGUGGUUUACAAAAUGGAGCAGUAAAGAAACACAAUCGCAGUUUAGAGAAGAGACAUCGCAAUGAUUCGGACAUUGAGUGCAAUAAAAUCUCCGCGACGGCGUGUAAACGCUCACCAAGCUUUAAAGAAGCUGAAGAGAUCAAAGAACUUCUCAUUAAUGACUAUGCCAGCAGCGAAAGAUCAAAUUCGAAACGGGAUGGAUCCUGUCAAACCGAUAAUAAGCGAAGGAACAAACUGCCCUCCCCUAAUACAAAAGUUAAUAAUACGGACGAAUAUGUCGGGCCUUUCGAAAGAGAGAUCCAGAAACUCCUCGACGAACAGAACCUAAUGGCGAACAUCCCACCCAAACUGGAGGUGACGCAGUGCAGCAAGGACAUCGCGCUGGAGCCUCUCGUCAGGUAUAACAAUAACCAUCAGGUGGGACUCGCCGCCAUUCAGGCGCUCGCGCUCGGACUGCGCGUCAAUCCUACAGGCAGCGUCACGCUGCAAUGCAUGCCCGGCGGACAGCAGCAGGUAGUAAGCAGCAAGGAGGGCUCGUUGAAGCGCGGCGCCGCUUCGCCACAAGCGCCCACGCAGAGCAAACUGCCCAAGGUUGCGGUUGCGCCUCGCGACAGACAUCCAAACGAUAAGACUGAAGGGGAGCAUGACUGCUUCUCCGGCCAUGAAUGCCACGAGGACUGCGAGCAUGAACAUGAGUGUGAGGAUUGCGUCGAUUGCGUAAUGGUUGACAUGCCGGGUGCAAGAAAUCAUGACGACGACACUGAUCUUGAAAGUUUUGAACACGCCGAGCGAUUGGCGCAAGAGGAACAAGACAAGCAUAUCGAUAAGGAAUUAGAAGAAGAAGUAAAGCGUCUCCUCGAGGAGAAAGUUCAAGAAAAGUUGCGAAGUUUAGAAGAGGAAUCCGAGAAACGUAAUGCAAGUGGACGUUCCGAACACAGUCAUAGUGGAGGUGGCGCAGGCAGCCAGUCGGAAUGGAGCGAGGACGAAGAGGGUGGCGCAUCCGAACCUCUGCUCAACGAUCGCGAGUCUACUGGUUACACCACGGACGAUCCUGCACUCGAAAAUAUUUCCAUGUUGAAUGAAACAGGCCUUACUGACGCGGAAGGUGCUCUGAGUGAUGUGAACUCAGCGUAUAACGAUCACAACCAUGAUCCUGAUAUGGACGACAACACGAGUAUGUCCUCUCGUGCAUCGUCGCGCAUCUUUGACUCGGACGCCAUGAUGUCGCUCGACUCCUUAUCAGCGCUGUAUGACUCCGAGUAUGAUAAUUGUUAUCGCACCGAUGAUGAUCUAAACGCCAUGCCUGACCUAGACAGACUGAACUACUUCUCGGGCCCGGUGAAUGAGGUGCACUUGGCCAACAUCCGUUCAAUGAGCGAGAGUAUCACGAGGAACUUUGGGCAACCGCGCAGCGAAACCGAUCCGGAUAGUGAUGUUUGAACCGAUGAUGAAGAAACAAAUGACAUACGAUCUACAGCAACUAGGACGUUGCGUUGAUUUCUAUUUAUCGGUAUUUCUCGGUGUUUUGUGAUACAUUUACAUAUUAUCUGAUGAGUGGUGGGCUGAGAAGGCAAAAGAAAUGAAUAGAAUGAACGGUUUAGCAGUGCCAACCGAUGACGUAAUGAUUUUAUUUAACUGUUGACGAACGUACACAUCUAGAACAGCCGCCAUUUUGUAGUAGCAUUAAAAACUAAAUUAAACCGUAGAAAGUGCAAUAGAUGGGUGAGGAUGCUUUGUGUAAAAACAUUUGUAUGGUAGAUUUUUUUACGAUUCAUCAAAAUCGAUUUCACGAAAUUAUUGAAUAAAUAAUAGGUAAUAAUGGCAAAGAUGAUGAUGAUACUGAACACAUUGGAAAGCGAAAACUCGAGUCAAGAUCGGAAUUACAUAAAAUCGGUUUCAGUGCCUGUUUGCGCCUGUUUUACUUACUCGAAUACUUAUAUCGUUGUACUUACUUAGAUUGUUUUUAUUUUUAUGUUACCAUGAUGACGUCAAACUCUCAUCAACGUUGCAAUAAUCAAAGGACUCUCCACCCUUUUGACAUACAUACUCCGAUUGUCUAUUGUUUGUCUCAAGAAAAUAAGUAAAAUUUGUAUAAAAAGCAAACCUACAUUUCUGUGAUCACUUUACUAAGUGUAUAGCACACUCAUGCUAAUUAAAUAAUACUAAUAACUAAUGGUAAUUAAGAUUUUCAUUAUUUUUGCAACAAUGAAAUGCGAUAUAUCAAUACUUGUACAUACCGUGCACACGUGUCUCAUGUUUACGAUCCGAUCUUGAUGUUACUACACAGGUACACGCCAAGACUCUCAUCUCUCUCAUUCGCGUAAAUUCUCAUUGAAAUGUUAACAAUUAUUACUUAUCAUAUACUGCUAUAAUUAUGAUACCAAUCACUAAACAAGACGAUUACCAUAUGCGCCGUCCUCAGGUGGGAGAGGCGCGCACUACUCAAUCAUACAGGAUUUAUAUGUGUUUAUAUAGUAUUUAUUAUAUACUUCAUCGAACAUUGUUGUGUUGUCGAAGACAGCGAUGGUGGUCCGCAACAAGAUGGCCGCUAUUGCUAGGCAUUGGAAGCAUAGUUAGAUUAUUAUUUAUGAUAUUCCACGAGGAGCAUGUGAAGAGGAUGCGUUUGUCCAUAUUGUUCAAUCUAUUUUUUAUUAUUUGUCUAUGCAGAUACAGAUGGUUUAUUUUUAUUCGAUUCUUUCGUCUCUGAUUUGUAUAUUUAUCCAUUGUAAUGUUGAAAUGUUUUUAAUAAUUUAUUAAAUGCUUACCAUGUCCUAUAA